AUGCCGAACCCCAUCUCUGCUCCCGCAGCGGCCGUGGGGGACGAGAACCGGAUCGUGGGGGGCCGGCGCUGCCAGAAGAAGCGUCAUCCCUACCAGGUGGUCCUCCUUGGUCCUCAGAAGAACAUCCACUGUGGUGGGGUCCUCAUCGGCCAAUCCUGGGUGCUGACGGCCGCCCCCUCGGCCGUGGGGGACGAGAACCGGAUCGUGGGGGGCCGGAGCUGCCAGAAGAAGCGUCAUCCCUACCAGGUGGUCCUCCUUGGUCCUCAGAAGAACAUCCACUGUGGUGGGGUCCUCAUCGGCCAAUCCUGGGUGCUGACGGCCGCCCACUGUGACACCAAGAGCCCCAUCCCCAUCCGCAUGGGUGACCACAGCUUGAAGACCAAAGAGGGGACGGAGCAGUGCAUCAACUCAGCCAAGGCCUUCGUCCACCCCAACUAUGACCCCACCAGCCAUGACAGUGACAUCAUGCUCCUGAAGCUCCAGAAGCCGGUCCGCUUCACCGACCACGUCCACCCGGUGGCCCUCCCAAAGCGUUGUCCUCCACCCAACACCGAGUGCAUCGUGUCGGGUUGGGGCAGCACCAGCAGCCCCGAAGGGUACUUCCCCGACGUUCUCCAGUGCGGCGUGGUCUACACCAUGACCAACGAGCAGUGCGGCAAGCUCUACCCCAAAGGCAUCACCAAGAACAUGCUCUGCGCCGGUGUCACCUCGGGAGGCACCGACUCCUGCCAGGGUGACUCGGGGGGUCCCUUGGUGUGUCGGGAGGAGCUCCAGGGCAUCGUCUCGUGGGGGAUGCAGGUCUGCGGCCAACGGGGCAAACCGGGCGUCUACACCCGCGUCUGCCAGUUCACCCCCUGGAUCCAC
Messenger RNA from Charadrius vociferus (killdeer), 864 nucleotides. RefSeq names its product trypsin-like. The annotation marks the transcript as partial. Gene Ontology annotation, biological process: proteolysis. Gene Ontology annotation, molecular function: serine-type endopeptidase activity. The transcript is spliced from 5 exons. NCBI's taxonomy places the organism in Eukaryota, Metazoa, Chordata, Aves, Charadriiformes, Charadriidae. The record is from RefSeq and is a predicted model, not a curated record.